Molecule: messenger RNA, 1366 nt
Organism: Ostrea edulis (European flat oyster)
Lineage: Eukaryota; Metazoa; Mollusca; Bivalvia; Ostreida; Ostreidae
Product: carbohydrate sulfotransferase 3-like
Exons: 5
Coding region: 108-1190 (360 amino acids)
Biological process (GO): sulfur compound metabolic process; N-acetylglucosamine metabolic process
Molecular function (GO): N-acetylglucosamine 6-O-sulfotransferase activity
Source: RefSeq, a predicted model, not a curated record
AUAUGAAUAUAAUAUAUAUGUAUACAUCGAGAAAAUGAUCUUACGGGCGUUUUACCAUACGGAGUUUGAUGUUCUUGAUUGCUGUGUGUCAGUGAUGGGGACGCGAUAUGCACAGAAGACGUUCUUCCAUCAUCGCGGUGAUCAUUUUGGGCUUCAUAUUGUGCCUCCUUAACGUAUUGUUAUUGGGUUGCUUGAAGAUUCAACGAAAAUCAACUGUGAAUUCGGACUCCUACGAGUUCAGAAAACGAAUACUUCCGACCUUUGCCCCGCCCACUGAGAUCCGCCCUAUUAUAAUUCUAUCGACCUUUAGGACAGGUUCCUCACUGACGGGGGAUAUCCUCCAGAGGGCGGAGGACUCUUUUUACCUGUACGAGCCUCUGAACCCGCUGAAUUAUCUUCUUUCCCGAAAUGUGACGAGGUUACAACUAGUGAACGGAUCAGUAAGAUCCAUCGGGGUUUACGACUUCAACAAAGUUUCCGUGGACAUCCUGACAUCAUUGAUCACGUGCAACUUCUCCAGCCUGGAUAUAGACGUGGUUACCCAUGGAUUUCUCUUCUACAGUACCAAAAGCAUUCCAUACAUCACUUGUGUUAAUGUAGAGAAGCGCGGGACUCCCCUCGUGUCUGCCGUCAGAAAAUGUCUGCCGAUUUGGAAGGAGAGUUGCGAAAAUUCCACGUAUAGAAUUUUCAAAAUUGUUCGUUUGUCGAUGGACUGGAUGAAACAGCUACUUGAUAAAUUUCCAAAAUUGUUAGUGGUUCAUUUAGUAAGAGAUCCACGCCCAAUCCAAGUCUCAAGAGAUAAACUAGGAGCUAACAUAUUUAAAGACCUCCGGAAAAGUUUCCACGAUCUUUGUGAUCUUUUGUCCUGGAAUUUAUUUUUCGAGGUCUCACUGAACAACACAUACAGCCGAAUCGUUAGGCUGUACUACGAACACCUAGCACUGCAUCCGUUCAGAACCACUAAAUGGCUUUAUAACACCCUGGGGCUACAUUAUACACCGGAAGUUCAAAAGCAUGUACACCAUCUAACAAGCGCAGGUCACCUGGAUGAUUGUCCUAUCUGCGCAGUCAGGGCUAACUCGUCUGCGCAUGUGUACUCCUGGAAGGGAGUAUUUAACCAGAGUCAGUUAGAUGAUAUCCAGGAGGUGUGUGGACAGUACAUGAGACAGCUUGGGUAUACCACUGAAUAACCAUAUGCACUUAGAUUCUAUAUGUUUGAUAAGACAUAGUCAUAUCGUGAAGAGAAUGAAGGAUCACUGGAGAAUAAAUAUGUGGGGGUGGGGAUACCUGUUACUGCACUACCCCUGCACAUGUAUCCAUACCCAUUUCGUAUUUUGUUUACUGAAUAAAAUUAAUUCCAAAUUUC